Perkinsus marinus ATCC 50983 is the source of this 1658-nucleotide messenger RNA. RefSeq names its product mitochondroal chaperone, putative. The transcript is spliced from 14 exons. Gene Ontology annotation, biological process: mitochondrial respiratory chain complex III assembly; protein insertion into mitochondrial inner membrane from matrix. Lineage: Eukaryota; Perkinsozoa; Perkinsida; Perkinsidae. The coding region runs from base 11 to 1504 and encodes 497 amino acids. Gene Ontology annotation, molecular function: ATP binding; ATP hydrolysis activity. Gene Ontology annotation, cellular component: mitochondrial inner membrane. The record is from RefSeq and is a predicted model, not a curated record.
UGCAAUCCUGAUGCAUGCAGUAGCACUAGGAGGCCCCGGCGGCGGCAAGAUGGGCCCCUCUAUAGGAGCCGGCCCUACUUCCUCUGUUGCCCCCGAUUCGGGAGUUCUAUCCUACUUCCCUGAGUGGCUCUCAUCGAACCCGUAUUUUGGUGCUGGUUUCGGCCUAGUGGGCGUAGGCGCCGUUAUGGGCCUCCUGAGGAGCUCCACAACGAGCCUGCAGACAGUGUUCCGUCGGCGAGCGCUAUGUUCGCUGGAAAUUCCUAGUAAGGACUACUCCUACCAGUGGGUCAUGCAGUGGCUUGUGGCCAACAACGGCAACUAUACUCAGCAUAUAGGAGUCGAGACGAACCACUGUAAAGAUAUGGCCGGCCGGAUGACGACGUCGUUUGAUUUCAUCCCUAGUACUGGUCGGCACUUUAUGAAGUUUAAUGGUGCCUGGAUGUUGGUGGAACGCGAAAGGAACAACUCGACGGUGGACAUUACUACCGGCUCUCCUUGGGAGACUCUCACACUCACUACGCUGGCAUGGAACGUUGGGAAAUUUGAAGAGCUCCUCGUGGAGGCCCAGUGUAUGGCGGCGAACAGGGAAGAGGGCAAGACGGUCAUAUACAAUGCUACUGGUCAUGAAUGGCGUCCCUUUGGGAACCCCAAAACUGUACGGCCAUUCGAAUCAGUGAUCCUGGACGGCGCAGCUGCUGAGACCAUCGCCUCAGACGUGAAGGAGUUCCUCUCCACUGGCACCUGGUACCUACAGCGUGGUAUCCCCUAUCGUAGGGGCUACCUAUUUUAUGGCCCUCCGGGGUGCGGGAAAACUAGCUAUAUAAUGGCAUUGGCUGGCCACAUACAGUACAAUAUAGCGGUUCUUAACCUCGGCGAUCCCACUAUGUCCGAUGACCGUCUUCAGCGCCUUCUAGCCACGGUCCCUCCCAAAUGCCUUAUCCUUCUCGAAGAUGUCGAUUGUGUUUUACCGGAGUACGAGCCUUCUGAAAAACCACAAGACCCCCGACGCCAGGGCAUACGUCCUAUGACCUUUUCUGGUCUCCUUAACGCCUUGGACGGUGUGGGGUCUACUGAGGAGCGCCUCGUUUUCAUGACUACCAAUAGGCCCUCUUUCCUCCCGCCAGUUUUGGUCCGUCCAGGUAGAGUGGACGUAAAAGUCCACGUCGGCCUGGCGACUCGUGAGCAGAUGCAGCGAAUGUUUAUGCGAUUCUACCCUGACUCGACUGAAUGGGCGGAGGAAUUCGCGCGGAAACUCGAGGGGACGCCAUUGUCGCUAGCAGACAUACAGGGGUAUUUCCUUUUCUUCAAGAAUGACCCGGAAGGAUGUCUGGAGAAUGUCGGGGAAUUCGCCGAGCGUGUUAAGAGCCAACGGUCUGGCUUGGAAGAAGAAGAUCGAAACACGUCCUCAUCCAUCCUUACCAAGCGAGAUGAGAGACCUUCUUCUGACGGUGCCACAGAGGAAGCUCGAGAUGCCUCGACUAGCAUGUCUGCCUCUGCUGGAUAGUCCUCCAUGGAUUGUGUGUGUAUUCGACCGUUUCUGGUACGCUUAGAUAUGACUAAAGUUAAUUCAGUUUGGGUAGCAAGAGGUUGUUUGCUACGAUCAUCAUCAGUGCCGUCGUGAUGUUCUCUGUACUUUCAAACACUGAGGGGGUUAUUGG